This is a messenger RNA of Colletotrichum costaricense, 450 nucleotides long. RefSeq lists its product as uncharacterized. The annotation marks the transcript as partial. Lineage: Eukaryota; Fungi; Ascomycota; Sordariomycetes; Glomerellales; Glomerellaceae. The record is from RefSeq and is a predicted model, not a curated record. The transcript has 2 exons.
CUACUGGCGUUCCAGACCACUGGUGAGGGUAUCGAGCGCGCGGCAUGUUUGAGACGUUGGAAAGGCCGGACAAGCUUUUCUCUCUUUUCAAUUUUCCCAGCAUACCGGGUCGAUGCUCCUCUCAUUAAGCUUAAAAGCCAGACGGGUUUGUCGGUUACUGCUGUCAGGUUCGUCCGCGAUGCCGUGUCUAGCAUAGUCGACGUCGUGUGUGGUCCAGAUGUCCUGCCGAACACCCGAGAUGGGAAAAUCGACAUCCCAAUGGCACUCUUGGGGGAGCUCUGUCCACCAUCACCACCACCAUCUCUACCACCCCUUCUCUCACCCCCCGUAUGGACGACAAGACGGCUGGACCAACCCCCAGAAGACAACAGGAAGGCUGGUCCCUGCUCCAUCUGUUCUCUGGUUGUCUCCCCGGGGCUGAAAGUGAAGGGUGUGAUAUGGGGGAGGUGA